CCCCUUUGUUCCUUUAGUUUUUGUUCCUAUUUUUGUUUUUCUCUUUAGCAUUCAUACUUUGGCCCUAACAAGAUGCUAUAUGGACCAAAAUGAGGUUUUGAAGCACUCUCAAAACACAAGGAUGAAAGACCAGUUUUUAUGCCUUUUUUGACUCACUCAAAAACCCAAUGGCCUUUUUGAUAAAUGUGCAAUUUUAUAGAGAAUUUUUACAUGAACAGAUAUACCAAGAUAAAUGAAAGCUAGCCUAAAACUUCUAAUGCCAGGACCAGAAAAAAAAUAGUGGACAGUUUUUACAUAAAGACAGCCCACUGCCACUAAAGUGAGAGAAGAGGGGAGUGAAAGUGGAAGACAAGAGCCAGGAUGGAGUGAGAGUGGAGCCAACCGGAUCCGGAGGAAUCUGGCAGAAUGCCUGCAGUGUCUCUAGGGAUACCACCACACAGACCACCAACCCUUGCGAAGAGGCUCCUCACUCUGAAACUAAAAUAAACAUGAAACUAGUGUGAACUAAAUGAGAGUAUCCACUGCAUACGAUCGGGGAAAGGCUAAUUCAGGAUCAAAUGACCGAGCUAGACUUGAUGCAUUCUGGGAGUUCUUCUGUUUCAUUGAUGGAGGAGAGGAUAGGAGCUAACUCAGACGUGCAGACUCUUGAGUCCAGACCUGAGAGCCGACUUCACUUGGACCUUUCUCUGACAAACAGACGGUUGUAGCGGUCAGAGAGAAGAGUCCUGCAUCAUCUCCACUAGCUAGUGGCUACAUCUCAGCUACCCAGGAUGCAACACUCCCAGAGACUGGAUCAAAAGCUCUACACACUCAGGGAGGAAGUCAGGACCAUGAGUCGGGAGAAGGAGCAGGUGGAGAAGGUUUGGAGGGAGCGGCUGCAGCGUUGUGAAAGGCAGUUACAGGCAAAAGAAGAUGAAAUGAUUCGUCAAUCUCAGUACUUUGAGAGCUUCAAGGGCCAACUUCAGUACAAACUCAAACAGGGUCGGGACCGAGAGGAGGCACUACAAAACCGAAUUUACACUUUAGAGAAGCAACUACUGGACAUGACAGUUACAGCAGCCACCGGCCUUGCCACAACGGGACCAGUCCGGAUCACAGCUGGUUCUAUAACACAGUGGGAGGAACAAGACAUACUCCCUUCACUGAGAGGAGAGGGAGAAGGAGAAGAGGAGAAGAAGGAGGAACGCAAGAAGCAAUGGCCAAAAGGUUUAGAAGAUGAAAGAAGAAGCAAGGACUCAGACCAGGCCAGGCUCCAGGGGUUUAUACUGAGCUUACAGGAGGACCUCAGGGUGUUGCUGGAGAGAGAGGAGAAGGCUAUGACCGAACACAGAGAACUGAUGGAGCAGCUACACGAGGCCCAGGAGAGCAGCCAUUUUUUGGGCUGUAAAGUGGAGGAGAUGAAGUCAGAAAUUGACCAUCUGAAUCUGUCCAAAGUGUCACUAGAGGAGGAGAUGGACGAGCUGAGAGAGGAGAACCAAAGACUACAGCAGAGCCUUAUAGAUUCUGACAACCUGCCAAACAACAGGGAAGCAUUCAUUCAAAAGGUUCAAAUCAGUGAUGAAGAGCAGCUUUCUGUAGUUCUGCCAGAUCGCCACCAGUCUACAGCAGAGAGCUCCCACAAUAGCCCAGUGGAUCCUUCCAUAGCUGCCAAAUCUGAAACCUCUUUGACAUCCACACAUGAACCACAAACUGUAUUUGGAAACUUUGGUUCAAAGUCAAACCCCAGCUUUCAGUCGCUCACGCUCACCACAGAGACAAUAGAUGAGUUGAGAAUGGGGGCAUGGUGCUAUAAUGGCGUCUUGAACUUGGAGGAGAGCCCUGGGGAGGACUGUGAUGCCUUGAGGGAAGCCUAUCGCAGCUUGGGUUUAGGAGGAGAUCUUGAUUUUAUAAAAGAACAACGUGAUCGCUUUGAGGAGGCCCUACAGCAGACACAUGAGCAACUAAAGAUGACCCUACUAGAAAAUGCAAGUUUAAAAUCUCAAAUCAAACUGCAAGAAGAAACCGUGUUGAGAGAGGAGUCUUCAAAAGAUGCAUUAUGUGAAAAUUCAACUUUGGAUGAUAGUGCUAGGUUCAGUAUUGGGUCAGAUGAUCUUGUCCAAUCUUUAAAUGAAGAAAACAGAGCCUUGGCAGAGAGAAUACAAGAGCUAAGAGACCAUAUUGAACUCAGAGAGGAAGAAAUUAUGAAGGAGAGAAGUGAAGUAAAGGAGCAGAUCUGUAGGUUAGAGAUUGAUGGUGCCCGGCAACAACAGGAAAUCAAUGAACAGGCAUGCUUGGUGACAGAGCUAACCAAAAAGACAGAGGAUGAUCUGAAUAUUAUUAUGGAGUUGCAGCAAAAGUUGGUGGAAUAUGAAGAGCUGAAAGAAGAGAUCAGGCGUAAGAAACUAUUUGGAUUUCAAUCUAAACACACACAGACUGUUUUUAGGAAAGACAAUAUUGACGAGUGUGUGGACAUUGUGGUGAACUGUGUCAUCGAAAGUGAUAAAGAACCACAGUUUUUGUCCAAGCAAGGAAAUGUAAGUGAAGUGUCACAAACAACAGGUAAAUCUGACAAUCCUGAAGUGAAUUUGAUGAAUGAAGAGGUGGACAGGUUAACCAAGUUGGUACAAAGCCUUAAAACAGAACAAGAGGAUCUCAUGGGGAGAAUUAAAACUCAAAGAUUGCAACAAAAAGAAGUGGCUCAGUCAAUUCGAGCACAAACAGAAGAGAAACAGCAUUUAACUCGUGAGGUGUGGGGACUUAAAGAGGAAAAAGACCAUAUUUUUAAAUCUUUGACUGGACUAAAACAGGAGCGUGAGGUCCUGACCAGGGCAGUGUGUGGGUUCAAGGAUGAAAAAGACCAAUUUCAAAGAUCCAUGGCUGAUCUUCGAAAAGAAAAGGAGCAACUUUUUCAAGAUUUACCUAAUCUUAAAAGAAAAAAAGAUGUGAUUUUGGAAACCAUCUCAAGUGGGAUCAAAGAAAGAGAUCAAAUCGUGCAAUCAAUACAAAAUUUACAAAAAGAAAGUCUACAAUUAAACCAAGCAUUGCUCAAAUUAAAACAGGAAAAAGAUGAACUCUCAAGUCACCUGAAAAGUUUAAAAGAAACAAAAGAUAAGGAACAUCUAUUUAAUAACUUGGAAGAGGAAUGUGCCAAGCUACAAAAAUCUGUUUCAAGUUUGAAAGAGGAGGAGAGGAGAAUGACCUUUUCAGUGUCACGUUUAAAACAAGAGGAAAAUCAAAUGGGAAUUUUAAUACAACAACUACAAGAGGAGCAUAGCAGACUACAAGCUACAUCUCAAGGGCAAACGAAAGCUAGUGAAAUGGACCCAACAUAUGCAGCCAAUGAGUAUGAAGAGCAAUAUGGAUAUAAGAAUAACUUAAAGGAUCAAAAUGAUUUAGCAAUGCAGAUACAAACAUUGUCAACAGAACUCCAAAAAGCUCAGGAUGAAUUAGACCAGACAAAAGCAGAGAGACAAAGAUUGCAGAGUGAACUCUUUCAAUCUGAAACCAAAAGGGAUGAGGCUGAGAGGAGAGCCUCCCAGUUGGCUGACAGACUUUUCAAAAUCACCGAUGAAUCCAAUCAGCUCCAGGAAACAAGGAAGGAAACUGAAAAUCUUAAGGCACAGGUGAAGGAUCUUCAGAACAAAGUAACAGGUUUGACCAGAGAGAAGAAUGAAGUACUGGCUCUAAAGACCCAAAUAGAUGAGCAAUACAACAUACUUUCUGCUCAACUCAGAGCCAAAACUGUGGCUCUUCAGGAGCUAAACUCAGAGUACAUCAGUUUAAAACAUGGUCAGGGCAUCAGAGAGGAUCUUAGCACUGCUCUGGUCUCCAUGCAGAGCCGCUACAGUGAUAUCAGAGCCAAGUAUGACGCAUUACUUCAUAAAAAAAGUCAAGCUGAUAUGGAUAUUGCACCUCUAAAGGCCAAGCUGUCAUGCAUGGUGGUGAAAUGUCAGGAGAGGAACAACAUUUUGGUUCAGAUGACAAAGAUCCUACAGAAACACGGCUGCAUUGACUACAUCCUCAAACAACAAGUGGAACAGCUGCUUGCAGACCCUGCCCUGCAAAGUUACGCCUCCACAUUCACCACUGGAUUUACCCCUGAAAUAACGGUCACAUUCGAGGACACUAAAAGAUUCACUCAAGAUCAAACAGGUUCAACUUCACCAUCAAAACAACAACAAAUAAAUGAAUUCACUUCUCAAAGUAAUAUCUAUGGGGGCGGUAGAAGUCCAUCUCUUAUAACACCUGCUUUGAGUACCUUUGCAAAUUCGCCCAUAGACUGCACUAGUAAGAUGAGCCAUGUAACAAGUCCAGCUGUAAAGGCCUUCUCCUCAAGGUCCAUUUCCCCACUGCCAGAACACAGAGAAGUCAUGGGGUCUAUGUCACCCACUGUCUCCCACAAACAUAACUCGCAGUUUCUUUUAUCUCCAACAAACCUUACAAGGAAAGAAAAUCAUUGCCCUAGUCCAGUGCAAGAAAAGAUCUCAUCAAACUUAACUUCACCAAGGCAAGAACAUCAAGAAAUCCUGGGAUCCACAUCACCUGCUGCAUCACAGAAAAGAAACACAAACCUUACAAAGCAUCAACUUUCUCCAAGAUCUCCCAGAGGUUCUGUGCUAAAGACAAAUGAAUUUCAACAACUGAAUGUGAAAGCCAAGUCCACUCCAGACCUGACCCGGUUAACAGAGUCCAGCGGGUUUGGUUCCAGCUCUGGUUCUUCAUCUUCACUCACCUGCUUUGGUUCAAAUACAAGGCUGAGUAGUCCAGGAAAGAUCAUGAGCCUUCAGGAACAACUGCAGAAGACCUUACUCAGCAGUUUUCAGGCUCCAGCAGGCAGAGGGAAAGGACAGCAGCCCAGAAAAUGCCUGUCAUUCUCAGCACAAUCUCUGGCCUUCCCCACAGCCUCACAGAUGAAGAAACCAACUGCUUAUAAUGCAACAGCCAAUAUCACAACUUCCUCAAGCCAGUCUACUUCAGGAGAAACCACCAAACCUGUACCCUCAAAUAAUAAGCUUUUUAAUGCAGUCAUAUCUAGAUCUGCAACUGUUACCUUCAGUCCAGUUGCCCAGUCAUUUAAGCAAUCUAAAUAUAAUCUGUCUCGGGCUUCAUCUAAUGUCUCUACUACUACAAGUGCAUUACAGAGCAAAGCAGUGAUAACAGCAAGUUCUGGUGCUAUUAAACAUGCUGUUCAGGAACUUAAAGCUUCUUCUAUGGAAAACGAUACCACAUUUUUACAUGUCAGUCCAACAGCUACAGACUGUAAUGUGUUCCCAAACACUACUGAAAGCACUGCCUCUGAUACAGUGGGCCCAAGCAAAAGUAAUAGUUUUAAUAGGACUCAAGUAGAUGGUGGUGGCAGCCUUAUAUUUCCUCAGCCCACCUCCAUGUCUGCCAAAAAGUCACCAAACUGUGCAGAGAAAGCCAGAACUCCAACCAGAAUAAAACAAGAGGCUCCCGCUGAGGUGCGAUCCAUUGAGGUCAUUAAAACAGUGGGUGUGAGUGGCCUUAUGAUCAGCUGGGAAAGACCCCCACUGGACGAACUAGGCUGCAGCAAUGGCACCUUUGUGUAUGGAUACAGGGUGUUUGUUGACGGGGUGUUCCACAAAUCUAUCAUGAGUUCAGCAUGCACUAAGUGUAUACUUGAGAAUGUAAACCUGAGUGUUCCCAUUAAAAUCAGUGUACAGACAUUGGGAUCCAAUGGUCUUAGCUCUAACUGUGUCCAUACAAUGCACAUCCAAAAAGACCUAUGAAACUUUAAGCCCUUUGUGCCAUCUAUAGCUGCAGCUCUCCGGGGUAUUUUUUCUAACCUCAAUGAAGAACAACAGAGACACCUUCAUACAGCUGGGACUUACCUAGUACUGCGAGUACCAAGGACAACCAAUAACCUAAAGUAAACUUACAUGGUCCACCUUUAGCCAAUAAUUGUGGAUGGACUGCAGAGUUUUAAGAUGUCAAUCAAAAUAUCUCGCAAGAUCCCUGAAUCAAGAAAUGGUUUUAUAUGAGAGAUGACUCCUCUUUUGGAUUAUACCUCUUUGUUGGAUACACCAAGACUGCUGCACUAAAUACAGACAAAUUACUAUAUCAUAAUAAUGAGGCCAAGAACAUUUUUGAAGAUGUCUUUGUGCAUUUAAAUCUCAAACUAUUAGAGUGAUGUCUACUGCUGCAAGUUUACACUGUGUUCAAGAGACUGGUUUGGUAUUUUCAACCUGUGAAAAAUAAUAGGACUUGGCUUCAUAAUGUGAAGAAGAGCAAAGGUGUGUCAUCAUACAUGAUUUACACAUUUCAAGCCAAAUAUGUGAUUAAAAAACAAAACUCCAAAGACAUCAAUUCCUUUUUGCUCUUAGCUCUCAAAACAGUGAGUUGUAUUUUGAAUUUGCACGCUAUCAUAUUUAAGAAAAGAAAUUAUCAUUGCUAUUUUCUGUAAAGUGUAGAUACAAAAAGACUAUCUGCCAAUAGUGUAGUUUAAUGUACCUCUUAAAUUAUGUCUUUUGUAUAAAGUUUUUAUUGCUGUAGAUAUUAUGCAUACUCAUAUAUUGUUUUAUAGAAGUAUAACUCAUAUUAUGCUAAUUAUGUAUGUUUGGGUUUAGAGCAAAAAUGUUGCAGCAAACUUAUUUUUCUAUCAACAGCUAUUUCACAUCAAGUCCUUAAUUAUUAAGAGAAUAAAUCUUUAUAUCUACUAAUUGAAAUGUGUGGGUUAUGUCAUUUUUCAUUACAGAAAAUGAACUGUUGUUGCUGUGUGAAUAUGCUGUGUCAAAACUUGUAAUUUUGUAAUUUGAGUUGUAUGUUGCACUAUCUCAAACAGUAGUAGCUCCUUCAGGUGGUGCAUGGAUUCCUCUGCAGUCGAUUUAUUCCAUUUGUCUUGUUUAGACCUAGAAUUGUAGGGUAGAUCUGGUACUCAGAAGGCCAAAUCUUUUCUUAAAUGGUAUGUGUGAUCUCCUUGAGGUCCAGGAAGCACUUCUUCUGAAACCUUUUUUAUGGUAUGUUUGAAAAGUUUGAG
Messenger RNA from Boleophthalmus pectinirostris (great blue-spotted mudskipper), 6976 nucleotides. Its product is annotated as trichohyalin-like. The record is from RefSeq and is a predicted model, not a curated record. Lineage: Eukaryota; Metazoa; Chordata; Actinopteri; Gobiiformes; Gobiidae. The coding region runs from base 771 to 5729 and encodes 1652 amino acids. The transcript has 19 exons.